This is a messenger RNA of Besnoitia besnoiti, 3282 nucleotides long. Its product is annotated as penicillin amidase. Gene Ontology annotation, molecular function: hydrolase activity, acting on carbon-nitrogen (but not peptide) bonds, in linear amides. Gene Ontology annotation, biological process: antibiotic biosynthetic process. Lineage: Eukaryota; Apicomplexa; Conoidasida; Eucoccidiorida; Sarcocystidae. The transcript has 22 exons. The coding region runs from base 1 to 3282 and encodes 1093 amino acids. The record is from RefSeq and is a predicted model, not a curated record.
AUGGCGGGUCUUCACCGGCGCAUUCUCUUCGCGUCUGGGGCGUUGGGGAUCCUCGGGCUUGCCGUCCUGUUUCAGGUCUACGUAUACACCCAAUACCCCACACACCGGUCUGUGAACCGUCUGCUUGACUUCCUGUCUUACCUCAUCUCCUUCGCCGCCCUGCCCGUGAUUCGGCAGUUCUUCACAAUCAACGAGACGUUCUGGGAUCAGGAUCACGAGCUUCAAGGGCUGAAGGCAGGCGUCGAUGUCUACCGAGAUAAAUACGGCGUUCCGUACAUAUUCGGACACAACGUGAACGACGUAAACUAUGUUCAAGCCUUCAUUGAAUAUACAGAGAGGCCCUUCCAGCUCGAGUUUCUGCGUCGGCUGGCGACGGGUCAGCUCGCUGAGACGCUAGGCGAGGAGCUCCUCAGCGCGGACUUUAUCUCUCGGCUCCUCGUGGACCGCGAGGCGGUGGAGAAAAAACUCAAGGAACUCGCCCCGGAUGCGCUCUUCCACAUUCACCAUCUUGCGCGAGCGUGGAACGAAGCGGCGGCGAAGCUCCAGGCGCGGCCGAUCGAGUUCGCGUUGCUCGACUGGCAACCCCACACUUCGUGGACGCCGACGGAGAUCCUUCAGGUCUCGUCGACGGUCUCGUUUUUUCUCAACCGGGGCUUCACAGUGGACUUCUGCCGCGCUCUGCUCAAGAAGGAACUCCGGUCCUACUGGAAAGCUUUCGACAUCCGGCUGUCGGAUCCGCGCAUUCCCUUCGUGAACUCCGAGGGCUUCUUUCCGUCGCUCUUCGACCAGCGCGGGGUCCGCGUGGCCUACGGGUCUCCAGGCCCGCCAGACGACGCCUGGGCCCGGCGCAGGCCGCCCGCGUCUCCGGCAGACGGGGGCGCAGACGCGCAGUCCCCGUCGCGGGCAGCGGCGCCAGCGGCGAAGGCAGAGCGCACCGCGGAGGCCGACGGGCGCGCAGAAGCGCCGCGCUCGCAGACACAGAGCCAAGCCCAGCAGGCAAAGCAUCCCCGAGGCGCGGCGCAGGCGCCGCGGGCGAAAAGAGACUCCGGCAUCUCACUCGGCAAAUGGGGAGGAAGCAACGGCUGGGCUGUCGCCGGCAAGUACAGCGCGUCAGGUCACCCGAUCCUCGCGGGCGACCCGCAUCUCGAGGCCACGGCCCCAGGCACGUCCUUCUGGCUUCCGCUGUUCCGCGCCGUUGGGCCUUCCGCGCUCCUGACAACUCCGCCGUGGGUGGCGGACGGCGCCAAGGCCUCCGCCAGUGCGCCUGCAGACUCGCACGCGGCGCCUGGCGACAAGGCCGCCGCUGCGCAGGAGCAGCCCUCGCGCCUGACGGGGGCGGGAUUCGUCGGGUUCGCGACUGUCUUCAUUGGGCACAACGGUCAGACAGCCUGGACGCAGACCGUCGCGCACACAGACAUCGAGGACUUGUUCCUCGUGAAGCUCGACGGCUCCGGAGAACACUAUUUUUACGACGGCCGCUGGGUCCCCCUGCGCAUGCGCGUUGAAGCGAUCGCCGUGCGGGGUUUCGAGAAGCCCGUCAAUUACCUCCUUCGGUACACGCACCAUGGGCCGCUCAUCAGCGACGCCUACGAGGAGCUGCAGGCGCUGCUGCAGCCCGACGAAGCUCUCGCCUUUGCGUCCGCUGCAAUUCGGUCGCCGCCAGCAAUGGGGUUUGGACCGACGCUGAACUUCGGAAAGGACUGGCGCGACUUGCUCAGCGUGUCGAGAGCCAAUCCGCAGUCGGAGUUCGUCACAGUCUGGGCGACCCGCGAAGGAGACAUCGGCGCGUCGCUGAGUGGCGGCGUCCCUGUACGAGCCAAGGCGAGCGACGCCGAAGGCGACUUCAGAGAUGGGUCGAGUUCUGCAGCCGACUGGAACGGCAUCAUCACGCCGGAGAGUCUCCCGCACGUGAUGAACCCGAAGGAAGGCUUCGUCGCCUCGGCGAACUGCCAAAUCGCCCCAGACCCCGACGACCUCCUUGGCCAGGUCUACGUGCCCGGCAACCGGAUUCGGCGAAUACACGAAAGACUCCGCGAUUUGAUUCGGCGGAAAAAGAAGAUUACCGUGCAGGACAUGAUGGAGAUGCAGCUCGACGUCGAAAGUAUCAACGGACGGGAAUUUCGCGACUACGUCCUCCGCAAGCUCCUCUUCGCCUUCGGCGCGCCGUCGCCAGGCGCAGCACCCACGGGCACAGCAGGAACAGACGAAGCAACUGAAGAAGCAAAAGAAGGCGAGUUGCAGGAGCAGACCAAACGUGAAGAGGCAGAGCGAGGCAGAUCGCCUCCUGGCUCGCUGGAGAUCGAAGCCACGCGCCAAGCCUGCGCGAAAGAAGGUCUGACGCAGAGCGACGGAGACCUUCUGGCUGAUAUUUUCCGCGACUGGGAUGGCCGCAUGAACGGCGACUCCACGGCCGCCACGGUCUACGAAGUCUGGAUCCAGUGGCUGCUGCAGGAGCUCUUCAAACUUCACAACUUUUCGGAUCUCGCGCUCUUUGUCGUGGCAGGCGGCGGACUCCACUCGAUCUGGCUUCCGCGGACUGAGAUGCUGAAUCACUGGAGAGGCAAUUUGAUGCGGGCUCUCGAGACCGGCGACCGAGUGAUUACAGACGUGACGACGCCGGUCGCGCUGCUGUGUAGGGGCGCGGCGUCCGCGCUGCGGUGGCUGAGAGAGCGAUACGGGGACGCGCGCGCCUGGCGCUGGGGCUCUGUGCGGGCGCGCUUCUUCACGCACAUCCUCGGCGAGGCCGUUCCGCUUCUGCGGCACUCCGCAUCCAUCGGGCCUCUGAGCUGGGGCGGGAACUAUGGCACGGUUCGCGCCCACCACAGCGAGCCUCAUGUCCUCAGUCACGAGACGCCGCGAGAGAGCCAGUACACGAAAGGACUCGACACUCCAGCCUUCCGAAUGGUCGUCGAUACGGGGAACUUUUCAAACAGCUUCUGGGCCUUCGCGCCGGGCGUCUCGGGCUGGGUCGGCAGCCGCCACUAUGACGACAUGGCGCAGACCAUGGAGGAAGGACAAGGCCGCUGGUGCGACCACUUUAGCUUCGUUUCGGGGAUUUUGUCGCGGGCUUUGCCUCGCGUUUCACGGGUGGCUCCUGCCACGGCCAUCGCCUCGGGAGUCAGCGGGUGUGACUUUUUUUCCUCAGAGUUCAUGGUGCCGAUGCUCUGGACAGACGAGCAGAUCGCCGCUGCCGCAGUCACGCACGCGCGGUUCCUCCCUGCGGGGGCCAAGGGCCUCGAACCCAGCAGCGCGCGAGGCGCCCGCGUCAACGUGGAGUUGUAG